UGUGUACGUUACAUAUACAUAUUCCUUAAAAUAAGAAAUAAUGCAGUUACUACAUGGCUUCGUGCGACACACAAAUGGAUGACACAAGAUAUAUCGUUGCGGAAUUUAAAGACGGCCUUCAGUUGAUCCCUGCAUUAUGGUUCAACGGCGAUACGUCUACAAGUAUUUGGCCUAGCCAUUUAAAGACAAAACAACGUAUAAAUAAAGCUAUAAUGACAAGAGAGGUUCCUAAAGAACACACCGAUUGGGAGGAGCUGCCAGUAAAUAAAGUUUUCGGCACGGCAAGUAAUUAUGCAAAAGGUUUGCAGAAAUUAUGUCUUGCAGAAGAUACAUCAAAUGUUGAUGAAACGGGUAUUGAAAUACGAGAACGCGAAAAACAGAGAAGGCGUAAAAAAGCCAAAAGACGUUUAUCAUCUUCUGGAGAUGAAUCAUAUUCUGAUAAAGAAAAUGAUACUCGAUACAAACUGCCUGUUCUUCCCAAAAAACAACAGUUUGUAUCGACAAAAUGUCAUGAGAUAUUGAGGACAUCUGAAGAAGAUACCAGCAAUAUAUUCGAGAACGCGUUAUUUAAUAAUGGCAGAGGUAAUGUAAAGAGCAUUUUGUUAUAUUAUACAUUAUGUUUAUGGAAAUAUUUUGAAUCGAAGACAGCAAUGUUUAGCAAAUUAAAUAGAAUAUUAUAUAAAUUAGAUAGCAUUGAAAAUAAGGUCGAUAUAUGCACGGCGAAGUUACAAUCUGCAAAUAAAACAUACAAUGAACAAAGAAGCGACAUUCGAUUACCGAUACGUACAUUAUCACAGUUAACAUUGUUUAAAGAACAAUUGCAAGACGUAACAUUCAAGGAAGAUGUGCUUCACACAUUUCAACUCAUUGGAGGACAUAAUGUGCAUGUCAUGCUACGAAAUGUAUUAAAAACAGCAAUUGCAGAUACUUUAGUUACACAAUUUAAUUGGAAUGGCAGGAAAAAUAAGAGAUGUUUCAAGGACUUAGAAGUUACAAAACUUAUUAUAC
Vollenhovia emeryi is the source of this 1008-nucleotide messenger RNA. RefSeq lists its product as uncharacterized. The annotation marks the transcript as partial. Lineage: Eukaryota; Metazoa; Arthropoda; Insecta; Hymenoptera; Formicidae. The transcript is spliced from 4 exons. The record is from RefSeq and is a predicted model, not a curated record.